AUGCCCGCCGCCCGCAGGCCGGAGGCCGGCGGCGCGGGGUCCGGGAUGGCCGCGCUCGGGUUUGCCUUCGGCAGUGGCUCGGCCGCAGCUCUCCAGGCGGUAGGAGGGUCGGGGCGGCCAAGUGAAGCUGGGGAGGGGGAUGUGGAGGCGGGGCCGGGAGAGAGCCGCGGGGGCGGGGGGCUGCGCGCGGAUUGGCACUUGAGCGGCCCAGACCCCCGCCACGUGCACGGCGUGCUUUCAGCAGCCCCAAGACUGCCCCGCGCCGCGCGGGGGCCGCUCGCCUCGGUGAGGGGACGCGUCGGCCCCUUGCUGGGCACAGCUGCGCUGGCCUCCUCUCCCGGCAGCCCAACCACAGCGCUGACUGUCGCCAAACUGAAGCGGUCCAGGCUGAAGGUGAGGUUCUGCACCAACGAGUCACAGAAGUCCCUGGAAUACCUAGUGGGGUUGCUUCGGGGACUGGGCUUUGACAUCUCCGAGGGAGACGUGACCGCCCCGGCCCCAGCCACCUGCCUGAUCUUGAAGGAGCGAGGCCUGCGGCCACACCUGCUCAUCUCUGAUGGAAUCCGCUCAGAAUUUGAUCAAAUCGACACGACCAACCCAAACUGUGUGGUCAUGGCAGAUGCAGGAGAAGGCUUUUCUUAUCAAAACAUGAAUAAGGCCUUCCAGGUGCUCAUGGAGCUGGAGAAUCCUGUGCUCAUAUCACUGGGAAAAGGACGCUACUACAAGGAGACUUCUGGCCUGAUGCUGGACAUUGGUGCCUACGUGAAGGCUCUUGAGUAUGCCUGUGGUAUUGAAGCCGAAGUGGUGGGGAAACCUUCUCCUGAGUUUUUCAAGUCUGCCCUGCGAGAGAUGGGAGUGGAAGCCCACCAGGCCAUCAUGAUUGGAGACGACAUCGAGGGCGACAUCGGCGGUGCCCAGCGGUGCGGAAUGAGAGCCCUGCAGGUGCGGACGGGGAAGUUCAGGUGAGUGCCCCCCGCGGCCGGGCUCAUCUGCCUCCCUGCCCCCUGGGUUCCCGGGGUCGCCAUGUUUUUGUUCUGUUUUCUUCUCCAAAAUAAAGGGGUUAUUAUUUCCAAGUAGAAGAGCAGUACGUGGGCAUCACUGACUUCCAUGUGACUGUCCUCUAAGGACAGGCCUGGCUGCCCUCUUAUAGCAGAGAGUGGUAAGGGAAAGCAGCUCUUGAUCCAGCUCCGAGUUCCGAAACUGGGACGUGAACAGGUGUGUAGUGGAGACAAAAAGACAGUGGCUGCGGCGUCGCAGGCCCGACCUGCAGC
Molecule: messenger RNA, 1271 nt
Organism: Ceratotherium simum simum (southern white rhinoceros)
Lineage: Eukaryota; Metazoa; Chordata; Mammalia; Perissodactyla; Rhinocerotidae
Source: RefSeq, a predicted model, not a curated record